This is a messenger RNA of Jaculus jaculus (lesser Egyptian jerboa), 15591 nucleotides long. RefSeq names its product usherin (gene Ush2a). The record is from RefSeq and is a predicted model, not a curated record. NCBI's taxonomy places the organism in Eukaryota, Metazoa, Chordata, Mammalia, Rodentia, Dipodidae. The transcript has 71 exons. The coding region runs from base 1 to 15591 and encodes 5196 amino acids. Gene Ontology annotation, molecular function: protein binding.
AUGAAAUGCUUUGUGCUUUCCCUGAGCUUGGGCUUCUGGUUUCAGAUCAUUGAGACAUUGAUCUUGGCCUAUUUAACUUCCAUAUCGCUGGCUGCCUCACAGGGUCUUUUCCCAAGACUAGAGAAUGUGGGAGCUUUCAAGAAGGUAUCUAUUGUGCCACCCGCAGCAGUGUGUGGACGCCCAGGCCCAAGCUCCUUCUGUCAAAGCUCCGCAGCUGCUGAAAGUCUCCAGUCGUGCUCCCUGAGGUUCUGCACGCAGGAUUGUCCCCACCGCUCUUCAGCGCCCUCCUUCACCGCCCUCCUCUCCACCGGCCCCAGGAGCUGCAUGAGAGCAGACGGGACUGAUCUGCACCCUCGCGCCCAUGGCAACUCAACCAGUUUUAUCUUUGGAAAUUACACAAAUUGCUCUUCUUCUUUUCCAUCUCUGAGAAUGGCAGCCGAAUUCACUUUAGCUGUGUGGCUGAAACCUGAGCGGGAAGGUGUCAUGUGUGUGAUAGAAAAGACGGUGGAUGGGCAGCUUGUGUUCAAACUUGCAAUAUCUGAGAAAGAGACCAUGUUUUAUUAUCGCACAGUAAAUGGUUUGCAGCCUCCAAUAAAAGUAAUGACACUGGGGAGAAUUCUUGUGAAGAAAUGGAUUCAUCUAAGUGUGCAGGUGCAUCAGACAAAAAUCAACUUCUUUAUUGAUGGUCUGGAAAAGGACGGCACAGCUUAUGAUGUCAGAACCCUACGUGGCCCCAUUUCAGAUCCUGUCACCAGUGCUGUGCAAAUAGGUCAUACAUUCCAUGGUUUAGAACAGUUUGUUGGAAGAAUGCAAGAUUUUCGGUUUUAUGAAGUGGCACUUACAAACAGAGAAAUUCUGGAACUUUUCUCUGGAGAGCUGCUCCACUUGCACACCCAGCCCCACUGCCGCUGCCCAGGCAGCCAUCCUCGAGUGCACCCUCUGGUCCAGCGGUACUGCAUUCUCAAUGGCGCCCAAAACACCACCGUCCAUCACGUUUCGCGGCUGAAUCCUGAAGCCCACCCUCUCUCCUUCAUCAAUGAUAAUGACAUUGGUACUUCAUGGGUUUCCCAUGUGUUCACAGACAUUACCCAGCUCAGUCAAGGAGUGGCUAUUACAGUGGACUUGGAGAAUGGGCAGUAUGAGGUGUUCCACAUCAUCCUCCAGUUCCUCAGCCCACUGCCCACCGCCAUCAGGAUCGAGAGGAAGAAGGGGGGCAGUUCCGCCUGGGAGGACUGGCAGUAUUUUGCUCAGAAUUGCAGUACCUUUGGGAUGAACAACAACGGAGAAUUAGACAAUCCUGAUUCUAUCAACUGCCUUCAGCUUUCUAACUCUACCCCACUUUCCCAUGGGAAUAUCACUUUGAGCAUCCUGACACCUGGAUCAAAGCGUCGUCCUGGGUAUAAUGACUUCUAUAAUAGUCCAUCACUUCAGGAGUUCGUGAAAGCCACACAAAUCAGGCUUCACCUCCAUGGACAGUACUAUACAACAGAGACUUCAGCUGACCCGAGACACAGAUACUAUGCAGUGGAUGAAAUCACCAUAAGUGGGAGGUGCUGGUGCCACGGCCAUGCUGAUGCCUGUGACACGACGAGCCGGCCAUACAGAUGCCUCUGCUCUCAGGACAGCUUCACUGAAGGGCUGCAUUGUGACCGCUGCUUGCCUCUUUACAAUGACAAGCCUUUCAGGAGAGGACAUCCGGGUCACACUUUCCACUGCAAGCCUUGUCAGUGCCAUGGCCACUCCAGGAGCUGCCACUACAAUAGCUCUGUGGACCCGUUUCCUGAGGAGCACCUGCAAGGGGGAGGAGGAGUGUGUGAGGAGUGCCAGCACCACACCACAGGAAGGAACUGUGAGCAGUGCCAGGAUUACUUUUUCCGGCAAGUUGGUGCAGAUCCUUCAGCUGUGGAUAUUUGCAUGCCCUGUGACUGCCACCCGGCUGGCUCCAGGAAUGGAAGCCUCCUCUGUGACCAGAUUGGAGGGCAGUGUGAUUGUAAGCGGCAUGUUUCUGGCAGACAGUGCAGCCGGUGCCAGGAUGGAUUCUACGACCUCCGGGCGCUGAAUGCUGAUGGCUGCAGACCCUGUAACUGCAAUCCCUCUGGGACCGUGGAUGGAGAUAUUACCUGUCACCAAAAUUCAGGCCAGUGCAUGUGCAAAGCAAACGUUAUUGGGCUUAGAUGUGAUCGCUGCGAUUUUGGGUAUAAAUUUCUCCAGAGUCUUAAUGAAGAAGGAUGUGAACCCUGCUUAUGUAGCAUCUCUGGAUCAGUGAACCAACUGUGCAAUCCAUUUUCUGGCCAGUGUGAAUGCAAAAGAGAAGCCAAAGGCCUAACGUGUGACACUUGCAAAGAAAACUUUUACGGGCUGGAUAUCGCUGGUUGCAAGGCCUGUGAGUGUGAUGCAGCUGGGUCCCUCCCCGGAACUGCCUGUGAUCCUGAGACAGGGCAGUGCAUCUGUAAGCCCAACUUUGGAGGGCGUCAGUGCAGUGAAUGCGUGGAGGGUUACUUCCAGCUACAGAAAAACAAUUCCUUCCUCUGCGUGCCUUGUGACUGCCAUGAAGCUGGAACAAUAAGUGGCACUCUGCGGUGUGAUAAAUCAACAGGGCAAUGUCCUUGCAAAUUAGGAGUGACAGGACUUCGUUGCAAUCAGUGUGAGCCUCACAGGUACAAUUUGACAAUGGGUAAUCUUCAAGGCUGCCAGAUGUGUGAGUGUGACUCUUUGGGGACAUUGCCUGGAACCAUUUGUGAUCCAAUCAGUGGCCAAUGUCUCUGUUUGCCUAAUCGUCAAGGAAGAAGGUGUAAUCAAUGUCUACCAGGUUUUUAUAUUUCUCCUGGCCUUGCCACGGGCUGCCAGCCAUGCUCGUGCCACACAGCCAGUGCAGCCAGCCACAUCUGUGACGGCCUUACUGGGCAGUGCACCUGCCAGGAUGCUUCCACUGCUGGGCAAAGCUGUGACCAAUGUGCAGACCAUUACUUUGGAUUUGUUCCUCAGACUGGAAGGUGCCAGCCUUGUAAUUGCCAUCUCUCGGGAGCUGUAAAUGAAACCUGUGAUGUGGUCACAGGCCAGUGUUUCUGUAAACAGUAUGUCACUGGUUCUAAGUGUGAUGCCUGUAUUACCAAUGCAAGCCACUUAGAUGUCCUCAAUCCCUUGGGCUGCAGCAAAACUCCAUCCCAGCAACCUCCACCCAGAGGACAAGUUCAGAGUUCUUCUACCAUCAAUUUAUCCUGGAGUCCACCUGAUUCUCCAAACACCCACUGGCUUACUUACUGCUUAUUCCGGGAUGGUUCUGAGAUCUACACAACUAAAGAUCAAUACCCAUAUAACACUCAGUUCUUCUUAGACACUGGCCUGUCACCAUAUACCUCCUAUUCCUACUACAUACAGACCUCCAGUGUGCAGGGCUCAGUCAGGAGUGCAACUGUCAUUUAUAGAACAAAUCCAGGGAUCCGCAAUGAACACCUGAACUUAACUUACAUCAUUCCUGUCAGCCCUGAUUCAGUGACGCUUACCUGGAGUGCUCUUCCCAGUUAUUCUGAUCCUAUAGAGAAGUACAUUUUAUCCUGCCAGCCAGUGGACCACCACAUUCAGCCAUGUGCUUCCUAUGAAGGUCAGGACACCUCCGUUACCAUCUGGAAUCUGGUUCCAUUCACCCAGUACCACUUUGCUGUACAGGGGUGUACUAAUGGGGGCUGUGUCCACAGCUUGCCUGUGUUGGUAACCACAGCCCAGGCACCUCCACAAAGGCUGAGUCCACCUGAGGUAUGGAAAGUCAGCUGCACAGAACUUCAUGUUGAAUGGUCUCCACCAGUAGAACCUAAUGGAAUAAUUACAAGGUAUGAACUAUAUAUGAAACAACUGGAAUCUGCUAAAGAAAUCCAAGUGUUUCAGAGCGAUGGCUGGCUUAAUCCUCACCCAUCUGCAGAACCAGCCAAUGAGCACACCCACGCUCCUCCUGAAGCUACUGCAUCCGUCACUGGCUUGGAACCAUUCACUGAGUAUGCAUUCAGAGUCUCAGCCACAAACAUGGCUGGCAGCGUGUCUUCAGCCUGGGUGUCAGAAAGAACAGGAGAAUCAGAGCCUGUGUCCGCAUUCCCUCCUUCAGUCUUCCCACUGUCAUCACACUCUCUCAGAGUCACCUGGGAGAAGCCAGCAGAAAAUGUUACAAGAGGAAAAGUUGUGAGGUAUGACAUCAACAUGGUUUCUGAACAGUCACCCCAGGAAGACACUCCAGUGAUGUUUUCAAAGCUCUUGUACACUGCUAAGCCCCAAGACUUGUCAUAUAUUGUAGAGGGACUCAGACCCUACAGGAUCUACACAUUUACUAUUUCUCUGUGCAACUCAGUGGGUUGUGUGACCAGUGCUUCAGGAGCAGGCCGAACUUUAGCAGCAGCUCCUGCCCGCCUCAAGCCUCCUGUGGUAAAAGGAGUCAACAGCACCACCAUGUACCUCAGGUGGUCUCCCCCUGCAGAAGUCAAUGGCCCACGUCCUACAUACCAGCUGGAAAGAAGACAGUCAGCUCUACCAGCACCCACUGCUACCAUGACAAAAGGUACCCGUUUCACGGGAAAUGGGUAUUGCAAAUUCCCCAGCACCAGUCAUCCCCUCAAUACAGACUUCACUGGCAUUAAAGCCAGCUUCCGAACAAGGGUGCCUGAAGGUUUGAUUAUCUUCGCCACUUCCCCUGGUAACCAGGAAGAAUAUUUUGUAUUGCACUUAAAAGAUGGACGUCCUUAUUUUCUUUUUGAUGCCCAGGGAUCACCAGUGGAAGUCACCACAACAAAUGACCAUGGCAAACAGUACAGCGAUGGACAAUGGCAUGACGUCAUUGCUGUCAGGCACCAGGCUUCUGGCCAGAUCACUCUGGAUGGGCAGUAUACAGGCUCCUCGGCCUCCCCGAAUGGUAGUACUGUUAUGGGAGAAAGCUCCGGAUUGUUCGUGGGUGGGCUGCCACCAGGUCACACUGUCCUCAGGAAGGAGCUUGAGACAAUCCAAAAAGGCUUUGUGGGCUGUCUCAAGGAUGUGUACUUUAUGAAGAAUUACAACCCCUCCGCUAUCUGGACACCUCUGGACUGGCAGAGUUCUGAGGAGCAAGUGAAUGUGCAGCACAGCUGGGAGGGGUGUCCUUCUUCCUUGGACGAAGGAGCCCGGUUCUUGGGAUCAGGAUUCCUGGAGCUUCGCCCACAUGUGUUUCACGGUGAAACGGACUUUGAGAUUUCUCUCAAAUUCAGAACGGACCAACUCACUGGACUACUCCUUUUCAUCUACAACAAAGAAGGGCCGGAUUUUCUUGCUAUGCAGCUGAAGAGUGGACUCUUGAGCUUACAGCUGAAUUCCAGUCUCACCUUUACACAAGUGGACCUCUGGCUGGGGCUGUCCUAUUGUGAUGGGAAGUGGCAUAAAGCCAUUGUUAAAAGGGAAGGCUCCAUCUUGUCUGCAAGCAUGAAUGAGCUGGUUGAACGCUCCUCCGAAGCCGGAUCCCAGCCCCUGGUGCUGAACUCAGCUGUCUAUGUGGGUGGAAUCCCACUGGAGCUACAGGACAACUACCGACAGCUGAGUUUGGAACAAGGUUUCGGUGGUUGCAUGAAGGAUGUGAAAUUUACACGUGGUGCUGUCGUUAACUUGGCAUCUGUGUCCAGCAGCGCUGUCAGAGUCAAUCUGGAUGGAUGUCUGUCAGCUGCCAGCACUGGUAACUGCAGGGGAAAUGACUCCAUCCUGGUUUACCAGGGAAACGAGGGCACUGUUUAUGAGCACAGGCUCCAACCCUUUACAGAAUACCUGUAUCGCGUUUUGGCCUCACAUGAAGGUGGUUCAGUGUAUAGUGAUUGGAGUCGCGGACGUACAGCAGGAACAGCUCCACAAAGUGUGCCAACUCCCUCAAGAGUCCGCAGCAUAAAUGGAUAUAGUGUUGAGGUGACCUGGGAUGAACCUGUUGUGCUUAGAGGUGUGGUGGAGAAGUGCAUUCUAAAAGCCUACAGUGAAGAUGGCUUCCACACACCACAGACACCCAGUGCCACUGCUGACAUUGUCAACCCCGCUGCUUCCUCAGGCACACUGACUGGCCUGCACCCCUUCCGCAGCUACGCAGUCACCCUAACGGCUUGUUCUCUGGCGGGCUGCACUGAGAGCUCACAUGCAUUGAACAUCUCUACUCCACAAGAAGCCCCACAAGAGGUUCAGCCACCAGUAGCCAAGGCUCUUCCCAAUUCCUUGCUGCUCAGCUGGAAGCCUCCUGAACAAGCCAAUGGGAUCAUUACUCAGUAUUCCUUAUUCAUGGAUGAGCGGCGGAUCUAUUCAGGCAGCAGGGAGAAUUACACAGUCACAGAUGUUGGGGUGUUUACCCCCCACCAUUUUUUACUCAGUGCAUGCACACAUGUGGGGUGCACAAACAGCUCCCGGGUCAUCCUGUACACAGCACAGCGGCCUCCUGAACAUGUGGAUCCCCCAGUUUUGACUGUCUUGGAUUCUAGAACAAUCCAUAUACAGUGGAAACAACCAAGGAAACUCAAUGGAGUCUUUGAGUCCUGUACAUUAUAUAUUGCAAGUCCUACACGUAAUUCUACCAUUUGGAAGACCAUUUACAACAGUUCUGAAAACUCCCAGGAUCACAUGCUUCAGAACCUUUUGCCUGGCAAAAAAUAUCUCAUCAAGUUGGAAGUUUGCACAGGUGGCGGCUGUACAGUGAGUGAACCCAGUGAGGCCUUGAUGGAGGAGAUGGUUCCGGAAGGUGUGCCAGCCCCCACAGCCCUCUCCUCCUCUCCCGACUCCUUUAACAUCUCUUGGACUGAGCCCGAGUAUCCGAAUGGUGCUAUCACAUGUUAUGGAUUAUAUCUAGAUGGUAUAUUAAUUCACAAUUCUUCAGAACUCAGCUGUCCUGCCUAUGGAUUUGCUCCUGGGAGCUCACACUUCUUCCAAGUCCAAGCUUGCACAGCGAAAGGUUGUGCUCUGGGCCCACUGGUGGAAAAUCGAACUCUAGAAGCUCCUCCUGAAGGCACAGUAAAUGUGUUUGUCAAAACAGAAGGACCUCGGGAAGCCCACGUGAGGUGGGAAGCACCCUUAUACCCAAAUGGACGCUUAAACUAUUCAAUCCUUUUUACUGGGAUUUUCUAUGCUGAUCAAGCAGGUAUUAACUAUACCCUUCUCAAUGGCACUAAAACCAUCCACAGCAGUGAAGAGAACAAACUCUGGGCCCUCGUGGAUGACUUAGUUCCUUUCACCAACUAUACAGUCCAAGUCAGUGCUUCCAACAGCCAAGGGAGCGUGAGCAGUGACCCGGUUGUGAUUGGGAUGCCUCCGGGGGCUCCAGAUGGCCUGCUGCCUCCCAGGCUUGCAUCUGCCACUCCAACCAGUCUUCAGGUUGUCUGGUCUACACCAGCUCGUAACAAUGCUCCCGGCUCUCCCAGAUACCAACUCCAGAUGAGGCCUGGCCACCCCACACAUGGCUUUCUAGAACUGAUUCCGAUUCCUUCGGCAUCAUUGAGCUAUGAAGUGAGGGACCUGCAACCAUUCACAGAGUAUGCGUUUCGCUUGGUUGCCACCAACGGAUUUGGCAGUGCUCAGACUUCUUGGAUUCCAUUCCUGACUGCUGAGGACAAGCCUGGACCUGUAGACCCUCCGAUCCUCCUGGAUGUGAAGUCAAGAACGAUGUCCCUCUCCUGGCAACACCCCCUAAAGAGCAAUGGGGUUAUUAUGCACUACAACAUCUACCAGCAAGGCCAUCUACACCUGAGAUCCCCGGGAAAGGUCACAAACUGCACAGUUACGCACCUUCACCCAUACACUGCCUAUCACUUUCAGGUAGAAGCCUGCACUUCAAAAGGAUGCUCACUGUCACCACCGUCCCAGACCGUCUGGACACUGCCCGGGACUCCUGAAGGUAUCCCCAGUCCACAGCUGUUCUCAGACACUCCAACGUCAGUCGUCAUAUCUUGGCAACCUCCCGCCAGCCCCAAUGGCUUGGUGGAGAACUUCACAAUUGAAAGAAGAGCCAAAGGGAACGAAAAAGUCACCACCCUGGUGACUCUCCCAAGAAGUCAUCCAAUGAGGUUUAUCGACAAGGAUCCUGCCCUCAGCCCAUGGGCACAGUAUGAGUACCGGGUGCUGGUGAGCACUGUUGAUGGAGGCACCAACGGCAGCUCUUGGGUGGAAGUGACUACAAGACCCUCCCGGCCUGCAGGGUUACAGCCGCCCGUGGUGCACGUGCUGGGACCUGACGCAGCCAAGGUCGCUUGGGAACCCCCACUUAUUCCCAAUGGAGACAUACUGAGCUAUGAGAUCCGCAUGCCUGAGCCACGAGUGACUAUCACCAACAUAUCUUCCUCAGUGUUCAGUCACAUCGUCUCCCCCUUGGCUCCUUUCACUCGUUAUUCUGUGACAAUUGUUGCCUGCUCUGGGGGCAGUGGACACCCAGGGGGGUGCAUGGAGAGCCUGCCCACCUUUGUCACCACCCCCCCAGCCUCGCCUCAGGAAGUGGCUCCACUGUCAGUGGUUCCGCUAAGUGAAUCCUAUGUUGGGAUUUCUUGGCAACCACCAUCCAAACCAAAUGGACCUGAUUUGAGAUAUGAGCUUGUGAGACGUAAAAUUCAACAGCCACUUGCAUCAAAUCCCCCGGAAGAUUUAAAUCUGUGGCACAGUAUUUAUUCAGGAACUCGGUGGUUUUAUGAAGAUAAGGGUCUUAGCAGGUUUACAACCUAUGAGUACAAGGUGUUUGUACACAACAGUGUGGGUUUUACACCAAGCCAAGAAGUGACAGUGACAACCUUAGCUGGUCUUCCAGAGAGAGGGCCCAACCUCACCGUGAGCACUGUUAACCACACCGCCAUAGACGUGAGGUGGGCUAAACCAACUCUUCAAGACUUACAAGGUGAGGUUGAAUAUUACACGCUGUUUUGGAGUUGCUCUAACUCCAAUGAAUCUCUGAAAAUCCUACCAGAUGUAAACUCGCAUAUCAUUGGCCAUUUAACUCCAAACACAGAGUAUCGGAUUUUUAUCUCAGUCUUCAAUGGAGCCCACAGUAUCCGCAGCACAGAGCUGCAGGCAUCCACCUGUGAUGGAGAGCCUCAGGGCAUGCUGCCUCCAGAGGUUGUCAUCAUCAACAGUACAGCUGUACGUGUCAUCUGGACGUCUCCUUCAAAUCCAAAUGGUGUUGUCACGGAGUUUUCUGUCUAUGUAAAUAAUAAGCUCUACAAGACUGGAAUGGAUGUGCCUGGGUCUUUGAUUCUGAGAGACCUGUCUCCCUUCACUGUCUAUGAUAUUCAGGUUGAAGUCUGUACAGAAUAUGCCUGUGCUAAAAGUAAUGGAACCCAAGUCAGCACUGUGGAGGAUACCCCAAGUGACAUUCCAGCACCCACAAUCCACAGCAUAACUUCAAGAUCCCUUCAAAUAGACUGGAUGUCUCCGGGAAGUCCGAAUGGCAUCAUUCUUGGAUAUGAUCUCUUACGGAAAACAUGGCACCCGUGUCCUAAACCCCAGAAGCUGAAGGAGGGCCACAGGGCCCAGCACUGUAUGGCUGUGAAGUGCCAAAGCCCCAACCGUGUCUGUGGGCACACUUGCUAUUCCCCACAAACUAAGGUUUGCUGUGCUGGCGUUCUCUACGACCCUAGGCCCGGGCACCGCUGCUGUGAGGACAAAUACAUCCCGUUCCUCCUGCAUUCCACUGCGGCUUGUUGCGGUGGCCGAAUCCGAGAAGCGCGGAGCCAUCAUCAGUGCUGCUCCGGGUACUACGUCAAGCUUUUACCAGGUGAAGUUUGCUGUCCAGACGAGCAGAACAAUCGGGUCUCUGUCGGCCUUGGCGAUGCCUGCUGCGGCCGAAUGCCGUACGCCACCUCGGGAAACCAGCUGUGCUGCGCGGGGAGGCUGCACGACCGCCGCGGGCGGCAGUGCUGCGGGGGGCAGGUUGUGAGCCAAGACCUGCGGUGCUGCGGAGGAGGCGAGGAGGGCGAGCCACACGGACACCUCCCGGGGAUGUUCUGUUGUGGGCAGGAUUAUGUGAAUAUGUCAGAUACCAUAUGUUGCUCAGCCUCCAGUGGAGUGGUUAAAGCACAUGUUAGGAAGAAUGACCUGGUGCCAGUAAAAUGCUGUGAGACUGAACUGAUUCCAAAGAGCCAGAGCUGCUGUAAUGGACUGGGAUAUAAUCCUUUGAAAUAUGUUUGCUCUGACAAGAUUUCAGCUGGAAUGGUGAUGAAGGAAACCAAAGAGUGUCAGACUCUCUGCCCAGUGUCUAAGGAAGCCACAGCACACUGUGGCCAGUGUGACUUCAAUGCCAGCAGCCACGUUUGCACUGGAAUAAAAGGGCCUUAUGAUUCUACAGGGAAGACAUCGACUGGAGAGCUGUGUUCUUCCGCUGAAGAGACAGUUCAUUCGGGAAGUGUAGACACUCACUCCUUCACAGAUGUGAACCUUGAGCCCUACACAAUUUAUGACUACAGAGUUUCUGUGUGGAACAGCUAUGGGAGAGGAUUCAGCACAUACACUAGAGCCAGCACAAAAGAAGAUGUCCCUCAAGGAGUGAGGGCCCCAAGGUGGACCAAAAUAAGCAGUCCUGAGGAUGCCAUUGUACUCAACUGGAAGAAACCUAUCCAACCGAAUGGUCCCGUAAUUUACUAUAUUCUUCUACGAGAUGGAAUUGAAGUCUUUCGGGGAAUAUCGCUGAGUUUCACGGACCGUGAGGGGAUUGGACCUCUCCAGGAGCAUUCAUACCAGCUGCAAGCAUGCACGGCUGCAGGCUGCACAGCCAGUAGCAAGGUAGUUGCUGUUACGUCCCAAGGAGUUCCAGAGAGUGUCCCACCACCAAACAUCACAGCUCGGAGUGCGGAGACUCUGACCCUAAGCUGGAGUGUUCCCGAGAAACCAAACGGCAUCAUUAAAGAGUACCAGCUCUGGCUGGAUGGGAGGGGCCUCGUCCACACUGACGCCAGUGACAGGAGGCAGCAUACGGUCACAGGUCUCCAGCCACACACAAACUACAGCUUCACACUUACGGCUUGUACAUCUGCCGGAUGCACUUCCAGCGAGCCUUUUCUAGGUCACACACUGCAGGCAGCCCCUCAAGGAGUUUGGGUGACACCACGACACAUUAUCAUCAAUUCUACAACAGUGGAAUUAUAUUGGAAUCCUCCAGAAAAACCCAAUGGCCUCAUUUCUCAAUAUCAACUGACUCGUAAUGGAAGCUUGCUUUUCCUGGGUGGCAGUGAUGAACAGAAUUUCACUGAUAAAAACCUGGAGCCCAACAGCAGGUACAUUUACACGUUAGAAGCCAGAACCGAAGGAGGCAUUAGUUCCAGUGAUGGUUACAUCAUCCAGACACCUGUGUGGACGCCAGAAGACAUCCAUCCUCCACAUAAUGUCACAGUACUUGGACCUUAUUCCAUACUUGCAAAUUGGACACCACCAGGAAUCUUUAUUCCCGAUAUUCCUGUGGAAUACAAUGUCUUGCUCAAUGGUGGAAGUGUAACACCUCUGACCUUCUCAGCUGAGCACCGUCAAUCCGCCCUUCUGGAAAAUUUGGUUCCAUUCACACAGUAUGAGAUAAGGAUACAAGCAUGUCAAAAUGGAAGUUGUGGAGUUAGCAGUGGGAUAUCUGUCAAAACAUUGGAAUCAGCCCCCAGUGAUAUGACUCCCCCUCUUCUCAAGGCACUGGGGUCAUCUUGUAUAUCUGUCAAGUGGAGUCCACCCAGAAAGCCCAAUGGCAUCAUCACCAGCUACUUGGUUUACAGACGCCCUGCUGGCACUGACAAGGAGUCUCUUCUGUUCGUCUGGUCAGAAGGCUCGCUCGAGUUCACCGACAACACAGACACUCUGAGGCCUUUCACUCCGUACGAGUACCGGAUCAGAGCCCAGAACUCCAAGGGCUCAGCAGAUAGCCCAUGGUCCUUGGCACAGACACUGGAAGCCCCACCUCGAGACCUGCCAGCACCUUGGGCUCAAGCCAGUGGGGCUCACUCCGUGCUGCUGAACUGGACGAAGCCAGAAUGCCCCAAUGGCAUUAUCACCCAGUACCAUGUGGUCUACCAAGAGACACAAGAUGAGCCAACAUUUAGCAGCUCCACCAUGCAUGCUUUCACAGUGCUGGGAACCAGCCAUCAGGCCCAUCUUUUUGGGCUAGAACCAUUCACAACAUACCACAUUGCUGUGGUGGCUACCAAUAAUGCCGGAGAAGUUUUGAGCCCAUGGACACAGGUUCAAACUUUAGAGUCUUCCCCAAGCGGACUGAGCAACUUCACAGUAGAACACAGAGAGAGUGGCCGAGCCUUGCUACUCCAGUGGUCAGAGCCGAUGAGAACCAAUGGCGUGAUUAAGGAGUACAGCGUCUUCAGCGAGGGCAUCCUGGAGUACGCGGGCGCGGGCCGCCAGUUCCUCCUGCGGCGCCUGGCGCCCUUCACGCUCUACGCCCUGACCCUGGAGGCCUGCACCGCCGCGGGAUGUGCACGCUCGGGGCCCCAGCCUGUCUGGACACAGGAAGCCCCCCCAGACACUCAGUGGGCUCCUGAGGUCCAGUCUGUGGAGUCCACCAGAGUCCCGCUGCGCUGGAGAGAGCCUAAGAGCCCAAAUGGAAAGAUAAUUCGCUAUGAAGUGAUUCGCAGAUGCUUAGAGGAAAAGUCUUGGGGGAAUCAGACGAUUCAGGCCGAUGAGAAAAUUGUUUUCACCGAAUACAACACUGACAGGAACAUGUAUGAGUACAACGAUACAGACCUGCAGCCCUGGACACAGUGUGAAUAUCGAAUCUGCACGUGGAACUCCAUGGGACACACCUGUAGCCCUUGGCGUGCGGCGAGGACUCUGCCGGCACCUCCAGAAGGACUUUCUGCACCUGAGGUAACUUACCUGUCCACAGAUCCCUUGCGACUGUCCAUCUCCUGGAGCCCACCCACACGGCCACGUGGCAUGAUCCGGUCCUAUCAGCUUCAGAGGAACGGGGUGCUGUAUCCUUUCAGCUUCGAUGCCAUGACCUUAAACUACACCGACGACGCGGCGCUUCUUCCCUUCUCCAGCUACAGUUACGCCGUCCUCGCCUGCACGCCUGGAGGCUGCUCCACCAGCGCCGCGAAAACCCUCACGACCCCCGAGGCGGCUCCAUCCGGAGUCAGCCCUCCAGCUCUGUGGACCAUCGGGGCCAGCCAAAUAAAUGUGUCUUGGUCCCCGCCAUCAAGUCACAAUGGAAAGAUCACUAAAUAUUUGCUUAGAUGUGAUGAUCAGGAGUACUUUGCUGGGCAGAACCUGUCCUUCCUAGUUUCCCAUCUGCAACCUUACACUCAGUACAAUUUCUCCCUAGUAGCCUGUACAAAUGGAGGGUGCACAGUGAGUGAAUCCCAAUCUACCUGGACAAGGGAGGCCCCACCGGAGAAUAUGGACCCCCCGACAUUGCAAGUCAUAGGCUCACAGUCAAUAGAAAUCACCUGGAAGCCACCAAGAAGCCCCAACGGUCUGAUCAAAAGUUAUGAACUUCGGAGGGAUGGCUCCAUUGUCUAUACAGGCCUGGAAACUCAUUACCAUGAUUUUACCCUCAGCCCAGGUGUGGAGUAUGGUUACACAGUGACUGCCAUCAACAGUCAAGGAAGUAUUUUGAGCCCACUUGUGAAAGUUCGAACCAGCCCUAUGGCACCCUCAGGAAUGAAACCUCCAAAAUUGCACGCCAAGGACCCUUUGGAGAUCUUAGUGGAUUGGGAGCCUCCAGUGAGGACCAAUGGUGAUAUCACAAACUAUACCCUCUUCGUCCGUGAGCUGUUUGAAAGAGAAAUAAAAACCAUACACAUAAAUGAAACACACGGUUCUUCUGGUCCACAGUCAUUCACAGUAAAACGCCUGAAGCCUUUUCACAGGUAUGAAGUACGAAUCCAAGCCUGUAACACCUUAGGGUGUGCAUCGAGUGACUGGACACCCACCCAAACCCUGGAGAUGCCACCCCUGGUGCAGCCAUCCCCACAUCUGGAAGUGCAGACAGCUUUGGGGGGAUUCCAGCCCACAGUUGCCCUGUGGUGGAGAGAACCACUCCAGCCAAAUGGGAAGCUCUUGUACUUUGAGCUGUAUCGCAGACAGGCAGCAACCCACGCUGGGAAAUCCAGUCCAGUGUUGACCUACAAUGGAAGCUCAACCUCGUUUGUAGACUCAGAAUUAUUACCUUUCACAGAGUAUGAGUACCAGGUCUGGGCAGUGAAUUCUGCAGGAAAAACUGCGAGUAACUGGACGCGGUGUAGAACAGGCCCUGCCCCACCGGAAGGUCUCAGAGCACCCACAGUCCACUCGCUCUCCUCCACGCAAGCGGUGCUCAACAUCAGCGUCCCCACGAAGCCCAACGGCAACAUCAGCCUCUACCGGCUCUUCUCCAACACCAGCGGGGCGCACACCGUGCUGUCUGAAGGCAUGGCCACCCAGCAGACACUCCAUGACCUGCGACCCUUCACCACGUACACCAUCGGGGUGGAGGCCUGCACCUGCCUCAACUGCUGCAGCAAAGGACCAGCACUGGAGCUGAGGACUCGCCCGGCUCCGCCCUCAGGGCUGUCCCCUCCACGGGUUCAGACGCUGGCCUCACGGAUGGCCUCCUUCCGCUGGAGCCCCCCGCUACUCCCCAACGGUGUCAUUCAGAGCUAUGAGCUGCAGCUGCAGGAGACCUGCCCCGGGGCCUGCGCGCCGCGCCCCACGGAGACAAGGUACAGGGGCCCCGGGCACAGAAGCAGCCUCGAGGGCUUGCAGCCCCACACCACCUACCAGCUGCGAGUGGUGGCCCACAACGAGGCAGGCGGUGUGGAGUCCACGUGGGUCAGCUUCACCACCAGGAAAGAACUGCCUCAGUACCGAGCCCCGUUCUCAGUGGACAGCAACCUGUCCACAGUGUGUGUGGACUGGACUGGCUCUUUCCUCCUGAAUGGUCAGCUGAAGGAGUUCGUGGUCACCGAUGGAGGACAGCGCCUGUAUAGCGGCCUCGACACAAUCCUCUGCAUACCAAGGACAGUGGACAAAACUUUCUUUUUCCAGGUCACCUGUACUACAGAUGUUGGGAGCGUUAAGACACCAUUGAUCCAGCACGAGCCUGCUACUGGAAUUGGCCUAGUGCUAACAACUCCUGGAGAAAAGAAGGAGUCAGGAAGUAAAAGUACAGAGUUCUACAGUGAACUGUGGUUCAUCGUGUUAAUGGCAGUGCUGGGUCUGAUCUUGUUGGCCAUUUUUCUGUCCCUGAUACUACAAAGAAAAAUCCACAGGGAACCAUAUAUCAGAGAGAGACCUCCUUUGGCACCUCUUCAGAAAAGGACGUCUCCAUUGGGUGUCUAUCCACCAGGGGAAAUGCCUAUGGGACUAACCAAUACCAAAAUUCCCGGGUCCGGGACACCGGUGAGCAUUCGGAGCAGCCGGAGUGUGUCUGUACUGCGGAUCCCAAGUCAAAGCCAGAUCAGCCACACCUACUCCCAGAGACCUCUCCGUCGCAGCGCCAGCCAGCGCAUGGACAUUAAUGACAAGAAAGUUGUGAUUGAUGACUCUCUGUGGGAAACCAUCAUGGGCCACAGCAGUGGACUGUACGUGGAUGAAGAGGACCUGAUGAAUGCCAUAAAGGGGCUCAGCUCCGUGACCAAGGAGCACACCACCUUCACUGACACCCAACUGUGA